AUGCCGCGCUCCUCUUACUAUCUAUUGGCUCUACUGCUAUCAUUUAUCACAACCUUCUUAUGGUUCUCAUCGAAUACAAGAACCGCAACUACAACACCUAUCUUAUCUCUCUACAGCUCAUGCUCGUGUCCUCCCGGCUCCGAAACCGAUGCCACUCCCUCCUCACCAGCAUCAAACCCAUCAUCCUCCCUACCCAAGGACAUCACAGUAGCCUCACCUUCGCCCGUUCCGCUACACCCACCCGCCGAACCACCCCAAUCAUACUAUCUCCCCUACACACCCUCCAAACAACUCUCCCGCCUUCCCUUCCCCUCAAAACUCUGGCAAAAAGCCGGACCAAACGGCAUCGACGAAGACCGUCAAAAGGACAUCAAAUCCUGGCAUACGCACAACCCCUCCCUCCGCCAUGAAAUCUUCACAGACGGUAACGCAGAGCGAUACGUGCUCGAUCAAUUCGCCAAAUUCCCCGAUAUCAUCGACACCUACCAAGACCUGCAAGUGCCGAUCCUAAAAGCAGACUUCCUCCGACAAUUGAUUCUCUACGCGGACGGUGGUGUUUGGAGUGAUCUAGACGUAACAUGCAACACACCCAUUGACUCAUGGAUUCCACGAAAAUUCAAGAACCAAACAAACCUCGUCGUGGGUCUUGAAUUCGACGGAAAUCAAUUCGCUAGUUGGACCGUGAUGGCUAAGCCGAAGACGAAUCACAUCGCCGCCGCGAUCGAGUAUAUCAUGGAUGCACUGGAAUAUUCAGCCGAGGAGGCCAAUACCACUAUCUCCGGACUGACGAUGAAGACUAUCAGCGACGUGGUAGCAGUGACGGGGCCGCAGGCUAUGACGCAGGCGAUUCUGCGCAGUAUCUCAGUUGAACUUGGGGAGACGGUGACUGGAGAGAACGUUUCGAAUCUACAUGAACCGACUCUUUUGCAUGAUGUGUUGGUUCUUCCGAAUGCGGCUUUUGCAGCGAUGCAGGCUGGUUUCCCUGAGGAUCAGGGGCCGUAUUUGGUGGAGCAUCAUUAUGCGGGGUCUUGGAAGAAUGAUCAUGGUGGGGAGAGUUCCCCGAAUAGUCCUAUUGAGCAGGAUCAUCUUCAUGAGGAGAAAGCAGAGGGUGAGAGUGAUCAAGGAGGGGUCAAGUCUGAGAUUCGAGAGGAUGACGAAUGA
Messenger RNA from Penicillium subrubescens, 1161 nucleotides. Its product is annotated as glycosyltransferase family 32 protein. Gene Ontology annotation, cellular component: mannan polymerase complex. The transcript has a single exon. The coding region runs from base 1 to 1161 and encodes 386 amino acids. Gene Ontology annotation, biological process: protein N-linked glycosylation. Gene Ontology annotation, molecular function: alpha-1,6-mannosyltransferase activity. NCBI's taxonomy places the organism in Eukaryota, Fungi, Ascomycota, Eurotiomycetes, Eurotiales, Aspergillaceae. The record is from RefSeq and is a predicted model, not a curated record.